UGUAACGGUUUUCUUGGGCAUCGCCUUGCAAGCUGGCAAAAUUCGUUAUUUACUUUGAUUGUAAAAAUAUAAACCAAUGGCAAAGCGCGGAAAAUUCCAGCGCCUUGCAGAGAUGCAACCCACGAUGACGCACUUUUCCACAGUGGCGCUGAUCGUUUCAAAAUCCGCGCCGAAUAUAUUCUACGACAAGAUGAGUGGCUUCGAGCGGGGAGUCAUCACCUUAACGAUCCGUGACUCUCCCAAUGACUUGACCAAUUGCAAGUGCUGGGGCCAAAGGGCCUGGGUGGACGAGUACGCGGCCAUGUUCCACAUCGGUCAUGUGGUGGAUAUAGUGGGCGCCAAGGUGAUGUCCCUUCCGCAGGUCCUGCCGGGUGAGCAACGUUACCAUCCACAGACAACGCUGUCCUGCGCUUUGGUGGUCAAUGAGGGAUACGGCUAUGUGGUGCGGCAUGACAGCGAUGAGUCCGACACCAUAAUGGUCCUCCAGCAGCUGCUUCAAUGUCCAACCAAGCCACUUGGCGCGGCUCUCAAACUGGCCGAUGUUCGUUCCGGGCUGGAGUCCCCCGAUAAGAUGAUCACCGCCUAUGUGGAUCUACUGGUGGCCGUGGUUGCAGUGCGCCCUGUGCGCGAGAUCAAGCGAAAGCUGCCGGCGAUCCACAGCAAGGUCCAGGAUCUGCUGAACUGCCUGGAGGUCAUUGUGAUCGAUGCCAGUUAUCCGGAGGGCAUGCUACUCUCCGUUUGGCAGGCGGACUGGAUACGGCGUGCCCAGCAGUGGCAGCCACGUCGCACUCUGCUCCAUUUGGUGGGUGUGCGGGUCUCCUACUCGGACUUUCAUCGUUGUCCUGUGCUUUCCCAUUCGAACUGUACACUUAUUUGCGAGAAUCCCCAGGCAACUGGUAAGGAUUGCCAACUGUUGCUGGCCCUCGCCGCCACUGUGCCGCUUAAGAGCUUUGAUGGCUGCGCCCAGGCGGAGCUGGACAACCUGCCGGCAGCUGCCAGCAUUCAAGCUCAGAUGACGGUGAGGCAGAUAUAUUCCCGCGCCGAGGGCGAACUGCAGGAUGCUUCCACAAAUCAGUUUACAUCCGUGCUGUACGGCAUGGUCACCAAAUUUGACUUGGAUGGAUUUUCAACGCACAUCAACAGGAAGUGCACCGCCUGCCAACGGCUCAUACCGCGAAACCUGGAGGAUUGCGCUUCGGAUGCCUGUCAAAUGGAGUUUUUGCUCGGCCUUGAUGGGCCUAGAUAUACCAGCUACUUCAACAUCAACAUUCAGUUCUCCGACCAUACGGGCACCCUUGUCGAGGCGCGUUUAGCUGGCAAUCCGGCGGAGCGGAUUCUGGGUCUCCAAGCGGAUGAUUUCGAGCGACUGGCGGAUCGUGAUAAAAGCGAGCUGAAGUGGAGCAUCCUGCUGAAAUACUUCGAGACACGAUUGCUGGUCAAGAAGUCCGCGGGAAUGCGCAAUAAUCUCGUGGUUCUAGUCGUCGACAUGGAAGCCAUACCCCUGGGCAAGCUCGUCGAGAAGGUGGCCGCGUUCUAGAUG
Molecule: messenger RNA, 1540 nt
Organism: Drosophila rhopaloa
Lineage: Eukaryota; Metazoa; Arthropoda; Insecta; Diptera; Drosophilidae
Gene: hdm
Product: protein hold'em
Exons: 3
Coding region: 77-1537 (486 amino acids)
Biological process (GO): resolution of meiotic recombination intermediates
Molecular function (GO): single-stranded DNA binding; single-stranded DNA 3'-5' DNA exonuclease activity
Source: RefSeq, a predicted model, not a curated record